Messenger RNA from Penicillium angulare, 609 nucleotides. RefSeq names its product SNAP receptor SEC22. Lineage: Eukaryota; Fungi; Ascomycota; Eurotiomycetes; Eurotiales; Aspergillaceae. The transcript is spliced from 4 exons. Gene Ontology annotation, molecular function: SNAP receptor activity. Bases 1 to 609 code for a protein of 202 amino acids. Gene Ontology annotation, biological process: endoplasmic reticulum to Golgi vesicle-mediated transport; vesicle fusion with Golgi apparatus; retrograde vesicle-mediated transport, Golgi to endoplasmic reticulum. Gene Ontology annotation, cellular component: Golgi membrane; SNARE complex; ER to Golgi transport vesicle membrane. The record is from RefSeq and is a predicted model, not a curated record.
AUGCUGGCCGCUUCGGUGGAUGAUGAGCAGGCUGAAAAUGAGCUCUCUGAAAUCAAAGGUCAGGCUAAAAUGAUCUUCCGCCGCCUGAAUCGUAAUGCAGUACCACAAGCAAGCAUCGAGUCCGGCCAGUACAAUCUCCACUACACUAUCCAGGACGACAUUUGCUUCCUUUGCAUCUGUGACCGCUCUUAUCCACGAAAACUUGCAUUCACCUAUCUGGCCGAUCUGGCCUCUGAAUUCACUACCACCUACUCCACCUCACAAUAUCAAUCUCCCAAUCUCCGCCCUUACGCAUUCGUCGAAUUCGACACCUUCAUCCAGCGCACCAAGAAGCUGUAUCAAGAUAGCCGUGCCUCUGGGAACCUUGACAAGCUAAACGAUGAGCUACGAGAUGUCACCAAGGUCAUGACCAAGAACAUCGAGGAUCUCCUAUACCGCGGAGAUAGUCUAGAGCGAAUGGGAGAAUUGUCUGGCCGUCUGAGAGAGGACAGUAAGAAAUACCGGAAGGCGGCAGUGCGCAUCAACUGGGAAUUGUUGGUGAAGCAGUAUGGUCCCUUUAUCGGUGUUGGCCUCUUGAUCUUCAUUUUGCUUUUCUGGCGCUUCUUCUAG